AUGGCUAUGCGGCUAGCUGUAGGCCGGCCAUUGGGCGCCGCCGUCCGCGCAUCCACCUGCUCCCGCCAUGCCGUGCGCACCUUUGCCUCGUCGGCUCUGCGGGCGAAGGAGGUCGCGGGACCAGAGUCCGACACGCCAAACAUGAGGUUUGCUCCCCGUGACGAGGCCGUCAAGCUCAAGCGCGCCAUCGUGAACCCGGCAGACCACUACAAAGAGAAGGGCGAGUCUCUGCACAAGUACGGCCAGUACAUCAUGUCAUGUCUGCCCAAAUACGUCCAGCAGUUCUCCGUGUGGAAAGACGAGUUGACCAUCUACGUCCCUCCCGCCGGCAUCAUCCCCACCUUCACCUUUCUGAAGUACCACACCGCGGCUGAGUACACCCAAAUUUCCGACAUCACAGCCGUCGACUACCCCACCAAGGACCAGCGCUUUGAAGUCGUCUACAACAUGCUCAGCAUCCGCCACAACUCGCGCCUCAGAGUCAAGACAUAUGCGGACGAGGCCACCCCAGUCCCCAGUCUGUGCGAUCUCUACGACGGUGCCAACUGGUAUGAGCGCGAGGUCUACGAUUUGUUUGGUGUCUUCUUCGUUGGACACCCAGACUUGAGGCGCAUCAUGACCGACUACGGUUUUGAUGGACACCCACUGCGAAAGGACUUCCCCAUGACUGGAUACACCGAGAUCCGAUACGACGAGGAGAAGAAGAGGAUCGUCGUGGAACCCCUGGAGAUGACACAGGCCUUCAGGAACUUCCGUGGUGGCUCCUCAGCAUGGGAGCAGGUCGGUCCUGGUGACGACCUCAAGCCCGAGAACUUCAAACUCCCAACACCAAAGCCAGAGCCUCCUAAAGAGGAGGAGAAGAAAUAG
This is a messenger RNA of Alternaria burnsii, 867 nucleotides long. RefSeq names its product nadh dehydrogenase iron-sulfur protein mitochondrial precursor. The record is from RefSeq and is a predicted model, not a curated record. The transcript has 4 exons. NCBI's taxonomy places the organism in Eukaryota, Fungi, Ascomycota, Dothideomycetes, Pleosporales, Pleosporaceae. Gene Ontology annotation, molecular function: NADH dehydrogenase (ubiquinone) activity. Bases 1 to 867 code for a protein of 288 amino acids.